This is a messenger RNA of Psilocybe cubensis, 222 nucleotides long. RefSeq lists its product as uncharacterized. Gene Ontology annotation, cellular component: cytoplasm; nucleus. Bases 1 to 222 code for a protein of 73 amino acids. Gene Ontology annotation, molecular function: protein tag activity; protein binding. NCBI's taxonomy places the organism in Eukaryota, Fungi, Basidiomycota, Agaricomycetes, Agaricales, Agrocybaceae. The transcript is spliced from 4 exons. Gene Ontology annotation, biological process: mRNA splicing, via spliceosome; protein modification process. The record is from RefSeq and is a predicted model, not a curated record.
AUGGCUCUUAUCGAGAUCAUUGCGAAUGACCGCCUUGGGCGUAAAGUCCGCGUCAAGUGUAGCCCUGAUGAUACCGUCGGCGACUUGAAGAAACUCAUUGCAGCGCAAACCGGUACCGAUGCUUCAAAGAUCCAACUCAAGAAAUGGUACACAACCUAUAAAGAUCAUAUCACUCUGGCGGAUUAUGAAAUUCACGACGGAAUGAGUCUCGAGAUGUACUGA